AAUUAGUCUUCGACGACUCCUCUCUAGUAAUUUUACUUUCAAAAAUAACCCCUCCUUCGCUCGCUCCAGCGGGGCGCAGCAGGGCUGACGGAGAUGAGCCUUGCGAAGCAGGCGACGCUGCUAAAGCAGAGCUCUGCAUUAAAAAUAAAUCGGUAAUAUUAUCUAUAUCUAAAGCACUCCCUCCCGCGCUUCGCGAGCUUUGGGCAGGGCGAGCCGUGUUUUUUAAAGUUGUUAAACUAUCUCCAAUUCAAUUGAUA
Molecule: messenger RNA, 257 nt
Organism: Mycena citricolor
Lineage: Eukaryota; Fungi; Basidiomycota; Agaricomycetes; Agaricales; Mycenaceae
Source: the annotation of a GenBank genome assembly